Molecule: messenger RNA, 7316 nt
Organism: Megalobrama amblycephala (Wuchang bream)
Lineage: Eukaryota; Metazoa; Chordata; Actinopteri; Cypriniformes; Xenocyprididae
Gene: cacna1fa
Product: calcium channel, voltage-dependent, L type, alpha 1F subunit a
Exons: 48
Coding region: 493-6921 (2142 amino acids)
Biological process (GO): calcium ion import across plasma membrane
Cellular component (GO): voltage-gated calcium channel complex; membrane
Molecular function (GO): high voltage-gated calcium channel activity
Source: RefSeq, a predicted model, not a curated record
UUUAAAAAUCGAUUAAACAACUUUAUACAUAUUUAUUUAACAUGAUUUAAAGUAUCCAGAAUUUUCCUCGUGUCUCCACCUCCCUUUUGAAAGGUUUCAGCACAAUUAUCCCCGUUAACCGGCUCACAUGAGUUAAUCCAGCAUUCACGGCUUACUACACCCAAGACCUGCGGUCACGCGAGGAUAGAUUUAUACAUUUGUUUUCCUUUAUGAGUGGCACAUAUCGAACUAUCCACGUGUUUUAAUUAAUGUAAACAUAUUUAAGAAAAUGCUUCGGUCUUUGGACCCGUCUUUUAAAUGGGAUCUUUGGAGUUCCUUAUUUACAGUGCAGCGCGCGUGAGCCAUUUCACCUGCGCGCGACACCUGUUCCGCUAGCUGCUCGCGACGCGGUUCAGUCCGAUAAAUAUUAUCAAUAGAUAUGAAAGGUGUAGGGAGGUAUUAUUUCAUGUAAAUUCGUGGAAAUAAGCAGCAGACGGUGCUGAAGUCGUUGACAUGGACGCGGCAUCGAAAGAUGGGGCCGGCUUGGCCGGGUCUGACCCCAGCAAGACCGACACACUCAACUCAACAGGUUCUGCAGGGCAAAGGAGAGCUGGAGGAGCCAAGAAGCACACACAAGCUAACAAAUCGGCCCUGCGUGCUCCGAGAGCUCUGUGCUGCCUCACUCUCAGCAAUCCUAUACGCAUGGCAGCACUGGCCCUAGUGGAGUGGAAAUAUCCUUUUACCCAAUGUCCCUUUGAUAUAUUCAUUUUACUGGCCAUCUUUGCAAACUGUGUUGCCCUUGGUGUGUCCAAACCAUUUCCUGAAGAUGAUUCCAAUGCCACCAAUCACAAUCUGGAACAAGUGGAGUAUGUGUUUCUGGUUAUUUUCACCAUUGAAACAUUCACAAAGAUUCUCGCAUACGGUCUGGUCAUGCAUCCCAGCGCCUACAUCCGCAGCGGGUGGAACUUGCUGGAUUUUGUCAUUGUCAUUGUAGGUCUUUUCAGUGUGAUAGCUGAAAUGGGAGAGCACAAACCAGGAGAGGCCCACCACGCAGCAGGCAAACCAGGUGGUCUGGAUGUCAAAGCACUGAGAGCUUUCAGAGUACUGCGACCCCUGCGUCUGGUUUCCGGUGUGCCGAGUCUGCAGAUUGUGUUGAACUCCAUCAUGAAGGCCAUGGUGCCUUUGCUCCACAUCGGUCUGCUGGUCAUGUUUGUCAUCAUCAUUUAUGCCAUCAUUGGGCUGGAGCUCUUCAUAGGCAGAAUGCACAAGACCUGCUACUAUGUUGGGACAGAGCUAAUGGUGGACGAUGAUCCAACACCAUGUGCUUUUGCCGGUAACGGUCGCUUCUGUGUGGGGAAUAACACAGUGUGUCGGGGAGGAUGGGAGGGACCCAAUGGAGGCAUCACCAACUUUGACAAUAUCUUCUUCGCCAUGCUCACUGUGUUCCAGUGUAUUACUAUGGAGGGCUGGACUGAUGUGCUCUACUGGAUGAAUGAUUCCAUUGGGUUUGAGCUGCCUUGGAUUUAUUUUGUGUCUCUGGUCAUUUUUGGGUCUUUCUUUGUCCUCAAUCUUGUGUUGGGUGUAUUGAGCGGUGAGUUUUCUAAAGAGAGAGAGAAGGCUGUGUGUCGUGGUGAGCUGCAGAAGGCCCAGGAGAAACAACAGAUGGAGGAGGACAUGAUCGGCUACAUGGACUGGCUCAUUGAAGCAGAGGACAUGGAUGAGGAUGGAAAUAAACGUGCUGUGGUGGCCAAGAAAAAGAUGAUGAAGAAAUAUGGCUGGUACAAACACAGUGAAGAUGGAGAAUCAGAUUCAGACUCUGAGUUUGAAGCAUUCCUGGAUGAUGACAGUGGCUGCUGUUCAUCUAUAAUGGCACGGCUGAUGGCUAUAAGUUUCUGUGAGCAGCUGUACCACUUGAAUCUGGUCUUUAGAAAAAACUGCCGUGUGGCCGUCAAAUCCACCAAUUUCUACUGGCUGGUGCUUCUGCUGGUGUUCCUCAACACUGCCGCCAGUGCCUCUGAACACUACGGCCAGCCCAAGUGGCUCACUGAUAUACAGGAACGAGCAAAUAAGAUCCUUCUGGCUCUGUUUACGCUGGAGAUGCUGAUGAAGAUCUACAGCUUUGGCUUUCAGAUCUACUUCAUGGCACUCUUUAAUCGUUUUGAUUGUUUCGUUGUGUGUGGUGGGAUUCUGGAGACGGUGCUGGUGGAGAUGGACAUAAUCCCACCCAUCGGAAUCUCUGUGCUGCGCUGCGUCCGUCUGCUCCGUAUCUUCAAAGUCACAAGACACUGGGCUGCCCUUUCAGACUUGGUGGGCUCUUUGCUGAAUUCAAUGAAGGCCAUUUGCUCCCUGCUGCUGCUGCUCUUCCUCUUCCUCAUCAUCUUCGCUCUCCUGGGCAUGCAGCUCUUUGGUGGAAAGUUCAACUUUGAUGAAACUCAAAUGAAAAGAAGCACCUUCGACACUUUUCCAUCUGCCCUGCUCACCUGUUUUCAGAUCCUAACAGGAGAGGACUGGAAUUCUGUCAUGUACGAUGGCAUCAUGGCAUAUGGUGGACCAGUGUUUCCCAAUAUGAUUGUCUGUAUUUACUUUGUCAUUCUUUUCGUCUGUGGUAACUACAUCUUGCUGAAUGUCUUCUUGGCUAUCGCUGUGGACAACUUAGCCGGAGAUGGUGGCAAAAAGAAAAAAGAAGAGAAAAAAGAAGAUGAAGAGGAAUGGGAAGAUGAUGAAGAAAGAGAGGAAGAUGAAGCUGGUAAUGAAAUGGACGAUUGGGAAGAGCAUGAAGAGUUGAGAGCAAUUGAAGGACUUGAGGGUAUAGGCACUCCCAUGAAAGUAGAAAGUUUUCAACCCAAGGAGAAAAUUGUACCUAUUCCUGAUGGAAGUUCCUUUUUCAUACUUGGAAAGAAAAACUGUCUCAGAGUUGCCUGCCACAACCUUAUUCAUCAUCACUACUUCACCAACAUCAUCCUCGUCUUCAUCAUACUGAGUAGUUUUUCAUUGGCAGCUGAAGACCCAAUCAAAACUCAUUCUGUCAGGAACGUUAUGCUGGGCUAUGCUGAUUAUGUCUUUACCACCGUCUUCACUAUUGAGAUCAUGUUGAAGAUGACUGUGUAUGGAGCUUUCCUUCAUCAAGGUUCCUUCUGCAGAAACGCCUUUAACCUUCUGGACCUUCUGGUCGUCAGCGUGUCCCUCACCUCUUUCUUCUUGCAUUCUAGUGCCAUUUCUGUGGUAAAGAUUCUUAGAGUAUUGCGAGUGCUCAGGCCUCUUCGAGCCAUCAACAGGGCAAAGGGUCUCAAGAGCGUGAUUCAGUGUGUGUUCGUGGCCAUCCGCACUAUUGGCAACAUCCUCAUCGUCACCACUCUCCUCCAGUUCAUGUUCGCUUGUAUUGGUGUGCAACUUUUCAAGGGCCGGUUCUACAGAUGCACUGACGAGGCGAAACAUACACCUGAAGAGUGCAAGGGCACUUUUGUGGUGUUCAAAGAUGGUGAUAUGAACCAUCCAAUGGUGAGGGAAAGAGUUUGGGAGAACAGCGACUUUAACUUUGACAAUGUGCUGAUGGGCAUGCUUGCACUAUUCACCGUCUCUACGUUUGAGGGCUGGCCACAGCUCUUGUACAAAGCCAUUGAUGCUAAUGCAGAGAACAGAGGACCCAUCUAUAACUACCGUGUAGAGAUUUCCAUCUUCUUCAUCAUCUACAUCAUCAUCAUCGCCUUCUUCAUGAUGAACAUUUUUGUGGGUUUUGUCAUCAUCACCUUCCGUGAACAAGGAGAGGCUGAGUUUAAAAACUGCGAACUAAACAAAAAUCAGCGACAAUGUGUGUAUUACGCAUUGAAAGCUCAGCCAAUAAAGAUUUACAUACCCAAAAACCCCUCUCAACUCAAGUUUUGGAAGAUCAUCAAUUCCUCUCAGUUUGAGUACAUCAUGUUUGUGCUCAUUCUGCUCAACACGCUCACACUGGCUGUACAGCACUAUGAGCAGUCCAAACUCUUCAACUUUGUUAUGGACAUCCUGAACAUGAUCUUCACUACGCUCUUUACUGUUGAGAUGAUCAUCAAACUUCUGGCUCUGAGACCUUACCACUAUUUUAUAGAUGCUUGGAACUCCUUUGAUGCACUUAUAGUGGUGGGCAGUUUGGUGGACAUCAUGAUUGCAGAGUUCAGUGGUGGAGGCGGCCAUGGUGAGGGGAAAGAUGGGGAGAGCGCCAAAGUGUCCAUCACUUUUUUCCGUCUUUUCCGAGUUAUGCGACUAGUCAAGCUGCUCAGUAAAGGUGAAGGCAUUCGAACCCUCCUUUGGACCUUCAUUAAAUCUCUACAGGCACUGCCAUAUGUCGGCCUACUCAUUGCGAUGAUCUUUUUCAUCUAUGGUGUGAUUGGAAUGCAGACAUUUGGGAAGAUAGCUAUAGACGACAACACUGAGCUCAGUCGGAACAACAAUUUCCAAACCUUUUUCAUGGCUGUACUGCUGCUUUUCAGAUGUGCAACGGGUGAACAGUGGCAGCAGAUCAUGCUUGCAGCACUGCCAGGGCGUCGGUGUGACCCAGAGUCUGACAUUGAGCCAGGGGAGGAGUACAGCUGCGGAAGCAACCUGGCGUACCUCUAUUUCAUCAGUUUCUUUGCACUCUGUGCCUUCCUGAUCAUUAACUUGUUCAUCGCUGUCAUCAUGGAUAACUUUGAGUAUCUGACCAGAGACUGGACUGUGCUAGGCACUCAUCACCUCGAUGAGUUUAAACGAGUCUGGUCAGAUUACGACCCAGAAGCCACGGGAAGGAUUAAACAUCUAGAUGUAGUCACCAUGUUGCGCAGAAUUCAGCCUCCGCUGGGCUUUGGAAAACUCUGUCCACAUCGAGUAGCAUGUAGGAGACUGGUUGCUAUGAAUGUCCCUCUCCAUCCUGAUGGCACUGUGUCCUUCAAUGCCACCCUGUUUGCUCUUGUUAGAACUUCACUCAAGAUUAAAACAGAUGGCCCCAUUGACCAGCAGAACGAGGAGCUGAGAGCUAUCAUUAAAAAGAUCUGGAAACGCACCAAACCCAAACUCCUGGAUGAAGUUAUACCUCCCCCUGCAGGGAAUGAGGUAACUGCAGGAAAGUUCUAUGCCAGCUUCCUGAUUCAGGACUACUUUAAAAAGUUUCGUAAGCGAAAGGAGAAAGAGAGGAAGAAGAAAGGCAAGGACAAGUCAGCCUCUCUCCAGGCUGGGUUACGCACACUACAGGAUUUGGCCCCAGAGAUGCGUCUGGCUAUGGCGAUGGAGGAUGAGGAAGGGCUGGAGGGGGAGAUGAUGGAAGAAGAUGAGUUCUUCAGGAGUGACAGUGUCUUCAGUGAUGCUCCUCCCACACCAGUUAUGUCCACCCCCAGAAGCACCCCUAUGCCCCCCCAUCUGGACGAGACCACAGUGAGCAUUGAGCGUCCUCCUAGAAUACGCAAUGGGAGCUUAAUGCUGGAGGAGGCCCUGGUGGACUCCCGUCCGGCAUCUGCCCUAUCCGAAAACGAAGUGAUAGCUGAUCAGCCUCAGAGGUUGUCUCCCCUGCCCAGCAGGUGGUCCUCAAGUCACAGCAAACUCACCCCACUCUGGAUACUGAAUACCACCCCAAGGACUGAUACAACUAGAGCUUGUGGUUAUAUUCCUUCCCCAUCACCGGAUGGAGGAAUGCAAAAUGGGGUAGUCACAGAAGGGGUCGUCGUUCCACAAGGAGAUGGAGGACCAGUCACAGGAGGAGCCAUGGAAGGAGUCACAAGUGGAGGUGAAGGAGUCACAGGAGGAGGAGUCACAGGAGGAGCAGUCAUAGGAGGAGCAGUCACAGGAGGCGCAGUCACAGAAGGAGCAGUCAUAGGAGGAGCAGUCACAGGAGGAGCAGUCAUAGGAGGAGGAGUUACAGAGAUGUCAUACCCUGCAGAGCAAGGUGCUGUCAACAAGGAGGACCCUCAGAGUGCUGUCUCACAUGAUAGACAGUGGUUUCCUGAGGUUCCUCCGGCACAAACUGCAGCACCUAUUGGGAGCAGAGAAUGUGUGGCCCCAGUUCAGCCCAUUGACAAUAACAGCAGUAGUUACCAAGGCAACAGCCAAGAUACUGGUGGCUACAAUGGCAAUGGUUACCCUGGAAAUGGCUACAAUGGAAAUGGUACCAAUGGGACUGGUUAUCCAGGCAAUCGUUACUCCAGCAAUGGCUAUAGCAGCAAUGGCUACACUGGUAAUGGCUACACUGGUAAUGGUUAUCACAGUAAUGAAUACAAUGGUAAUGGAUACAACAGCAAUGAAUACAACGCAAAUGGUUUCGCUGCACGGCGACGCAUGCUUCCCCCAACUCCCUUAGGCCGAAAGCCAAACUUUAACAUCCAGUGUUUGAGAAGGCAGGGCAGCAAUGAGGAUCUCCCGAUCCCAGGCACUUACCACCAAAACUCCCCACCUUGUAGGGCACGAAUGCAGACAAACAACAGCUACGACUCACGGCGAAGCAGCAUUUCAUCUGGGGUUUCUUCUGCCUCUUGGGUGAACAACCAGGCCAGGCGGGGUCGUCUCCUCUACGCUCCCCUCAUUCUAGUGAACGAGGUGGGGGGCACUGAGGCAAUGUGGGGUGACACCAAUGGCAGCGCCAGCCUGCCAGCGUCAGCCCGCCCCGGGUGGAUUGGCAGUGGAAUGGCAGGUGUAGCCCAGCAGCCUCGGGCGUACACCACUCUCAGAGUGCCCUCCCAACACAGCCCCGGAUACAUAGAGAAGGGAAGCGCUGACAGCCUCGUGGAGUCGAUCCUGAUCUCUGAAGGCUUGGGUCUAUAUGCAAAAGACCCCAAAUUUGUUGACUUUGCAAAACGGGAAAUUGCAGAUGCCUGUCACAUGACUAUUGAUGAAAUGGAGAGCGCUGCAACUGACCUUCUAAGUCAAGGAAGGGCAAGGCAACCGGUCGGGCGCUUCGAGGAGGAUCUGUCUGAUGAGAUGAACUGUGUUAUAUCAUACUAAAUGGGUUUCAGUUUGUUGGGGAAAGCAGAACAUAAAUUUUCAGUGUGAUUGUGAUGUUCCCUGCAUCACAAAAGUGCAUACAUUUACCUCUUCAGAGUUAAUUAUAUUCAAUUCCUUCAGUAGAUAAGGAACUUGUGGUGACCACAAUGACUUGUAUAUCCCAAUUGCUUUGCACAUAAAAGUUUAGUAAGAGCCUAACCAGACCACAAGAUGAGCUAUAUUAGUCUAUGAUUACAAGUCCUGAAGCAAUUUCUGAAGAGACAGACUUUGUGAGAUCUUAAAGUCAAUAUCUAAAUUUGGUAAAACUUGCCCAUUUAUGAUGAAAGUAUUUGUGCUUGUGUAAGUCUUCAUUUUUCAUAAGAUUAAUUACCCUAAUAAAAGACACAAAGAGCCAA